This is a messenger RNA of Pristis pectinata (smalltooth sawfish), 19453 nucleotides long. Its product is annotated as cytosolic arginine sensor for mTORC1 subunit 2. The coding region runs from base 173 to 1162 and encodes 329 amino acids. Gene Ontology annotation, biological process: negative regulation of TORC1 signaling; cellular response to L-arginine. Gene Ontology annotation, cellular component: cytosol. The transcript is spliced from 9 exons. Lineage: Eukaryota; Metazoa; Chordata; Chondrichthyes; Rhinopristiformes; Pristidae. The record is from RefSeq and is a predicted model, not a curated record.
UUCACCCAACCUCCUCUCUUUCUCUAAUCUUCCUGCCUCCUCCUCCUCCUCCUCCUCCUCCUCCUUUCAAGGAACUUUAAAAAAAUUAUUUGCAGAUCAAGUGGUAAUCAUAUAAGGACGGGGUCUUGCAGGCUUUCCAACUAGAUGAUCCACAAAUGAGAAGGAGGAAAAGAUGGAGCUUCUUAUCUUAGAACACAGACUGAAAGUAGCAAGUAUAGCCAAGGACGGCAUCCAGUUGUUUACUCAUGGAUUAAUAAAACUUGCUUUUCUGCCUUCAAAGACAAGGUGCAAGUUCUUCAGCUUAACUGAAACUCCUGAAGACUACACCAUAAUCGUCGAUGAAGAGGGCUUUAAGGAACUGCCUGGGUCAGAUCUCCUGAGUGUGGCAGAUGAGAUGUGGUUGGCGUUGAAUGUUGUGUCUGGUGGUGGGAGUUUCUCCAGCUCUCAGCCCAUUGGAGUCACCAAGAUUGCCAAGUCUGUUAUUGCACCGCUUGCAGACCACAAUAUCUCUGUGUUCAUGCUGUCCACCUAUCAAACAGACUUCAUUCUGGUCCGGGAAAGAGAUCUGCCCCUAGUUAUGCACACUCUCUCAGCAGAAUUUACCAUCCUCAGGGUAGUAAAUGGGGAGACGGUUGCCGCUGACCACUUAGGAAUCACCAAUGGAUUUGUGAAACCAAAACUAGUUCAAAGGCCAGUUAUUCAUCCACUGUCCAGUCCCAGUAACAAGUUCUGUGUUACCAGCUUGGACCCCGAUACCUUACCAACUGUAGCCACUCUUCUCAUGGAUGUCAUGUUUUAUUCCAAUGGUGUGAAAGAUUCUGCAAUAGGCAGCGAGGAAAGUGGUCACAUUCGGUUCUUCUCCUUUUCCCUCAUUGAGCGCUACAUCUCGCUAGUGAUGGAUGUGCAGACACAACAGAGGUUUCCGAAUAAUCUGCUGUUUACGAGUGCGUCUGGUGAGCUUUGGAAGAUGGUUCGGAUAGGUGGGCAGCCCCUGGGAUUCGAUGAAUGUGGAAUCGUGGCUCAAAUUGCAGAGCCUCUGGCUGCAGCUGAUAUCCCUGCAUACUACAUCAGUACGUUUAAGUUCGAUCAUGCCCUGGUACCUGAGGAAAAUAUCAACAGUGUGAUUAAUGCUCUUCAAGUAAGCCAGAACAAGAAGCAUUAGAUGGGAAACCAAGAUUCUGCCAUUUCUUCCUCGCACGGUAUUUGAAGCUGAGCCUAGGUUUGAAGAAGAAUCCUUCAGGUGUUUGUUAACUAGCAGAGAGCUUGUUUUCUUGGCGAGCUGUUGGCUUACUGAAGUCGUUCCCAAAGUGAAUGUUACCAUUGUGUUCUUUGUGUGAACCGUGUCACAUUGUACUGGUAAAGUCAAACCACUUUCGACUGAUAUUUACCACCUGCCCCAACGCCAUCUCAACACCACUGUGAAAGAGCUGUGGUGAUUGACUGUUGUUUUGUGAAUUGGUUGGGUUAGUUUUUAAGAUACAUCAUGUAGUAAAGUUGAUUUCUGGGGGCUGUAAGGUGGCUAAUUAAGUCUAGGAGUGUUCUGAUCUGUAGGGUAUUGGGUAUGGUUACAAGGCAGUAAUCCAGUCCUGGAGCAAGUUCACAUGGUGCCAUUAACUGCAAGGGUAACAUUGGAAUCCUUUUCAGAUCUCAGGUCACUAUCUGACAGCUGUUACUUGUUUGGGAGCAUGUUUUCUUCAUUUCAUCUGGAAAUUUCAUUCAGUGGGCUGUCUGCUCUCACCACCAUCCACACGAUCCCCUGCAACACAGGUCAAUGGGCAAUGCCACACGUGCUGUUGUGGCCCCAUUAUUACUGAUUCCUCAAGUACCAAUCUGGCUGGGAAGGUCCUAGCCAAACAUCACAGAAGCAUUAACUGUGUAUCACGCCUGUGUUUUGGUCCUUUGUUCUCCCAGUGUCAUGGUAACCACUGAAAAUGCUCAUUAUAAAGGAUUGACAUCAGUAUAAUUGAGGCAAAUGUCCGAGCAGCAUGCUUUGCCCCUGUAAGAGGGCUGGCUUUCUACAGACAUACUGAUGAAUGGCAAAUUCCACCAAGGGAUGGUCAAUUCCCUUUCAAAUAAUAUCCACUACUUUAUACAUAAACCUGGACAAGUUAUGUUCUUUACUGAAUUUUUCUUUCAAUGACGCCCCUAAAUUUGGAGAUAGAACUGCUGGGAUCUAAGGACAGGAUCAUAUCCUUGCUUUUAAAGUGCAGGGAGAAAGAUUCCAACACAGUCAUUUAGGUUUCCAAAUAAGAAUUCCAACUGUCAGUCUAACUUGCCAUUUUAAAUAGAGCUACGCUCCAUUAGGAUUGCCCCAUCUCUGGAUUAACAUAUUUCAAGCCAAUAAUGAUGUAGCAUUAAGAUAAGUCUUUAAUAUUUCUUUUCUGGAGUUAGGGUUCAAGAGAGGCAUCAGAAUGAAUCAUGCAUCAUCCAUUGCAGAGUUCUGAAAAAGGGGAAAAGGCAAACUUCUUUGAAGGAAAAAUAAAAAAAUAAACAGCUUUCCAGUAUUAUUGCAGGUCCCAUCUUUAGAAAUGGCAAGAAAUAACAUUAUAAUUGAAGUCACAGUGGCUUGGGGCUUUUAUUAAUUUACAAUUCAUUGUACCUGCUGUUUUAAUAUCUCAGCCCUUCAUUUAUCUCUUCAAGGCUGACCUCAAUUUUCCUUUACCGUGUAUGAAGAUGUUAAAAGCAGAGAACAUUUUUAUUGUUCUAUUUGCCCUUUUUAUUCUGCAAUUGGUGGUAUAUUUUAUUGAUUUCUCUUUUUUAAUAGGUAGCACCAAAUCUGGCGCUUUUAUCUCCAUGACAAUAGUUACAUUUUCUGAUACUUUAAUAGGUGCCACCUGCCCGUAAGGAGCAGAGAGAAUGUAGUGCUAUUUAUAUUUUGUAUACUAAUUUGCACACAGUUGCCUGAAUGCCCUUGAAUGAUAACUUGAUCAUCCUUACCUGAUAGAGGUGACCCCCUUCAUCUAUCAUUUCCUUAUCUUCUGUGUAAUUUAUACACACUUUGUGAAGUAAAUAGGACUUAACUAUUUUGUACUCCUUCAUUCACUGGAAUAUCAACUCCUUUAUUUUUAAUGGUAAGUAGAGGAAGGAUUUUGCUGUUGUAGACUCCACGGUAUUAUCUGGUGGAUUAUACAGCCAUGAGAGGCAAAGGCAAGUCACAAAGCUGCCUCUCAGAGUGCUGAAGUGCCUGCUUAAUCAUCUAUCUGUUUUAUUGGGGAAUAUCAUCAAAGCUAAGAUUGUUGUAAUAGAUAAAUUCCAAGUUAUGUUAUGAAACUAGGAAAUCAUCAAACCUAGUCUGCUUUCAAUUGAUUUUAUUUUGUUAAACUACAUUUUUAAUUUCAACCCUGGUUUACAGAUGUGAUGUUUUAUCCGUAGAUGCUGUAUUUUACUAUUGAAGAAAUGUGCUGAAACACAAACAGAAACUUUUGAAGGUGUUUUUAACUCCAGCUGCUUGUUGAAUCAGUGGUAGCAACAAAGUUUACAAGCUAGUGACUUUUGAACUGUAAUUUCUUGCUUGUCAUUAACAUAUCUGUAUUUGCUGUGCCACAUUGAUGAACCUCUUGUGUAUUCAAUUUUGCAAUCAUAUUUACUUCCUUUUUUUGGUUUGUCUGGUGGUUGUUGUACCUGUUAGUGGUGAAACAUUGUAUAGUAUAUGGUGAGGGGAAGGUGUUUAUUUGGAUAUGUGUAAGUUGCCAACCAAAUCUAAAUGAGUCUAAGAAUCUCUUUGUUCUAAUCGACCUCACUUCACUGGUAUCAAUUCCUAAACUUAUUCCAAAACAUUAAUACUGUUGAUGUUACUCAUCUGGCAUCUAACCCUGAGCUAUAUUUUUAAGCAGUCUCUUUCUUAGCCCCUUGAAAUGGACCCUGGCUUCCUCAUGCUUUGGGUUGAGAUCUGAGACUAACCCCAUGUAACCCUACCCUUGCUCGUUCCGAUGAACACUCUACAGAUGGUGUAACCUCUCUCUUGGCAUUUAGACGGACACUUAAAUAGACAAAGCAUGAAAGAAUACGGUCCUAAUGUGGCCAACUGGGAUGAGAGUAGAUGGGCAAAAAGAUCAGCAUGAACAUGGUGAUUAUUAUUGAUACUGCAUGGCCGUGAAAAGCAGAGUUUAUUGAUCCCAAUGAUACCUCACUGAUUUCUGUGUCCAAGAUAAUAUUAAAAAAAUUCCCCAUUGCAAGCCACAUUAGUGACAACUUUAGUCUGUCCAGGACCAAGCUUCAGCAAAAACUGUCCAUUCUCCUGAUGUGAAGUGCAGCAUAAUAUUUUCCAUCAGCUUCUGUUUCUUUAACUUUGAAAGUGCUCUAUCACAAAUAAUUUCAUAAUAAUUUAGUAAUGUCAAAAUGACCCCAUUGUGCUUUUAAUGUGCCCACUGGCAGUUUAAUGGUGCUCUUAUGUGAACCUGGCCGGUUGAAGUCAUGGCUGAUAUAACAAUUUACAACGUCCAUGUCAAGUUUCCAAAUAACUUAUUUUGUCGGCCUUGUUUCCCAGCCACAGGCUUGAUAGCAUGAAUCUUGCCACAGCCUGGAUAAUUAAAAAGCAAGAAACAACAGAUCUCUGUAGGACUGCGACUCCCCAGUUUGCUCUUCAAAUAAACCCACCUCUUUGGUUUUUUCAGUAGUCUGACUGCCUUCCAGAACUCUGGCUGACAGUGUCUUGCAUAACUCAUCGAAGUUACUUCAUUUUUGUUUUCACUUCCGUUAUUGUGUUCGUUCCCGUAAAAUUACUGUUGCUGUUGGGGACUUCCAUCAUUCACCAAUUUCUAUUAACCAAGGAGAUACUCUAUCGAAUGGGACAGAUGAUGGUGGUUUAUCUGUAUUCUUAAUGGGAAAUAUAUUCUCACUGGCCUCCUGCAGAAUUGAAGAUGGUGGUGCUCUGUCUCAUGGACCAACAAGAGACCGAUAGAACUCAUCCAGCUGAAGCAAGUAAAUUUAAGCAGGCAAGGGAAACUGUGAUACCCCUAGUUGGAAUUAAGUUCUCAACAGUUCUAUCAAUCUCUUAUUGGUCCAUGAGACAAAGCAAUAUGGUUUUCAAUUCUACAGCAGGUACCAGGUCUCAUUGCAUGUUUCCUGCAGCUUAAAUGUGAAGGAAUUCAGAAUGCAAUUCAGAGUCUGCAUUGUUAUGGAAAGCAAUAUCAUCAUAGCAGAAAGAUUUGAACAUUUUAACUAGUCUUAAAACUAAUAUUCAGGAGAAAAAGAAGUCAGCAAUGUGCUGUUAGUGAUAUAAAAACAGAAAAUGCUGGAAAUGCUCAAUAGGUCAGGCAGCAUCUGUGGAAAGAGAAACAGUUAAAUGUUUCAGUUUGAAUACCCUUUAUCAGAAAUGGGAAAGAGAGAAAACAAGUUGGUUUUAAGUUAAAGAUUGGGUGAGGGAGGGAUGGAUAAGAUCGAAAAUAUCUUUGAUAAAGCUGAGGCCAGCAUUGCUAUGGAGAUGUGCUGUAAACAAGGUCAUCUGGUUGAUGAGUGAAUGGGAGCAGUUAGAGAGGGAGAACAUGAACAAAGGAACAGAAAAGCCAUGGAUGGGAUUCACCUUCCCUUUCAGCAUUUUGAAGGAGGUGACUCCCUGGUCUGCUCUUCCAUUCCCCACUACCCACUCCCCUUCUCACUGACAUGUUACCACAGGAGAUGCAACACCUGUUCUUUUAUCUCUUCCCCUCCCACCAUCCUGCCACCCAAAAAGACUAGGUGAAGCAGUGAUUCACUUGUACUUCUUCCAAUCUAGUGAACUGCAUUCGGUGUUCACCAUGUGGACUCCUCUACAUUGGGGAAACCAAACGUAGAUUGGGUGAUUACUUUGUGGAGCACCUGUGUCUGCAGGAUGUAGGAUGACCCUGAGCUUCCUGUUACCUGCCACAUUAACUCACCAUCCCACUCCUACUCUGACCUAUCUGUCUUUGGUCUUCUGUACUGUUAUGACAAAGACCAACGUAAACUUGAGGAACUGUGCCUUGUCUUCAGUGUGUGCUUGUUGCAGCCUUUCAGAUUCUAUAUGGAAUCCCACAACAUCAGGUAACUUGCUUUCUCUGUCUGUAUCAAAACUGGCUGGUCCAUCACUGACAAAGGCUGUUUUUCUCUCAUGGUGUGACCUGCUGCACAUGCCCCACAGAACAGCACUUCACAAAUGUUAUGUUCCUUUGUUUGUGUUUUCUCUCUCUAACUGUCCCCAUCAACCACAUUUACAGCUUAUCCCCAUGGCAACUUCAGCAUCAUCUUAUCAGGGAUAUUGCCUCUGAACUAGCUAUCCCUCCACCACCCUCUCUAACUUAAACCAACUUGUUUUCUCUCUUCCCCAGAUCUGAGGAAGGGUCUUCAACAUGAAGCAUUAACACUGUUUCCCUUUUCAGAUGCUGCCUGACCUGUAGAGUGUUCCCAUCAUUUUCCAGUUUUAUUUCAGAUUUCCAGCGUGUGCAGUUCUUCGAUUUGCUGUUAGUAAAACCUGAAUUAUUCAAGCCUUUGGUUCUGUGGAAUGAAACCAACAGAAAUGGUUGCAGUUUUAGGCUGCUCUAAUUUGUUGAAGGUGUUGUAGAUUCUAGUCAUAGAGCUGUACAACACGGAAAAUUGCCUUUCGGCCCAACUCGUCAGUGCCGACCAAGUUGCCUAACUAAGCUAGUCCCAUUUACCUACAUUAGGCCCAUAUCCCUUUAAACCUUUCUUAUCCAUGUAAUGGUCCAAAUGUCUUUUAAAUGUUGUAAUUGUACCUGCCUCAACCACUUCCUCUGGCAGCUGGUUCCAUGUACUCACCACCCUGUGUGCGGAAAAAGUUGACCCUCAGGUCUCUUUCAAAUCUUUCCCCUCUCAUUUUACACCUAUGCCCUCUAGUUUUGGACUCUGCUACCCUGGGGAAAAAGCUUUGGCUAUUCACCUUAUCUCUGCUCCUCAUGGUUUUUUAAAGCUCUAUAAGGUCACCCCUCAGCCUCCUGUGCUCCAGGGAAAAAAUUCCUAGCCUACCCAGCCUCUCCUUGUAAUCCAAGCCCUGUAAUAUCUUGUAAAUCUUUUUGCACCCUCUCCAGUUUAAUGAUAUCCUUGUGUUGCUCAAAACAUGUUAUUAGGAGAAAAGCAUUAUCAAAAAAUAAUUCCAACAAGUGCAGCUCCAUAACUUUCAUGUGUGUUGCUUUCUCAAUAUGUAUCAAUCCAAUCCCAAACUGCAAACACUGUGAUAUCUUCAGCUUUCCUGCCACAACCCCAACAAUCUCAUUAUUAGUCCUAUGUCCACUGUGCAGUGUAUGACAGAUUCAGUCAGACCUAAGGCAGAUUUUCUAAAACCUCUCCAGAGGACAGAGGAAAUGGCCCAUAUUAUCUCACUGUCAAUGUUACCAGUGUGAGAACAUCAUCUAUGCAGGUAACUGCAGCACUGCUGUGAGACUUUAAUCAGCUUUGAUCUGCUCUUCCUAAGAUUAGCAGGGGGUAUUGCUGGGUUAGCUUGACAGUACCAGAACAGUGUCCUGGUUUAGCACUUGUCCCAGUUUAUGUAGGAGGUGUUUAUUGCAUCAAGUCAAUCUUACUGACUUGAAUCUCUGUCUGGAGUGAUGCGGGCAUGAUUGAACACAUGGUGAAUAUUAUUGCCAGAAAAUGGCAUUUAAGAGCGAUAAGAUACAAGAUAAGAAUUUCAAUUUCACUGCAAUUCCCCAUUCGUUGUUUUAAUUUUCCCACAUAACAAUAUCUUCUAACUGCAGUGUCCAGUGGGGAAAGGCACAUUCCAUAAUUAUUGGACAGUACGUGCAACAACACUGCAGCCCUACCUUUUGAUCUAAAGCAUCCUUUCUACCUCACCUGUUAUCUCAUCACCCUCCCCCCCCCUUUACAAUGUAUGUAUUUAUUUCAAAUGCUUCACACAGUUACAUCAUUCUGCAGAGGACCACAUACUUUCCUGGGUGUGGGCCUGUAUUCUGCUCGUGCCCUGACACUUUGUAGGUGGUGUCCUUCUCCAGAAGUGAUAAACAAUUGUUGACUGAUGCUGAGCCGUGGGUAGCAUUGCUUUCACCAUUUUUAUCACUCUUGUAAUCUGUUUCUUCGAGCUAUGGAAUUAUAUUUGGUUUUGUAUUUUAAUGAGCUGAAUUUGUCUCCAGAUAAACAGGGAUCUGAUUCAAAGAUAACUCUCAACCAAGGAAGAGAGUGCAAUGUGAAAUAAUGUCCAAUGCACUUUAUUUGUUAAGUAAUGCUCACUCCAGGGGGUUAACACUUCAUUCUUUAUGAUGGGGUUGAAGCCUGGCACAGAUCAGCCAUGCUUGGAUUGAAUGGUGGGGCAGGCUUGAGGCUCUGAGUAGCCUUCUCCUGCUCCUAUUUUCUUAUGUUCUAUUGUUCACAUUUUUUUAUUACAUCUCAAUAACUUUACUUAAGGUUGGUUCAGUUCUCAUUCACAACCUAUAAUUUCAUCCUUUAUUACAUUCAGAUUUAGAAAGUCACAUUCUUUUAACAUAGUUAUUUCUAAAUUUUGAUAAUCCACUCCAAAUUAUAGUAGUUCGCUAUUACCAAAUUCAGCUGCUUCUUUCAGUAUAGCAAGUGUUUUGACCCAGUUCAUCUUGCACCUCUACAUCCAAUAUUGGAGUUCACUGCAUAUUGGGCUUCAGAUUGCAAUAUUAUUUAAAUUGUCUGUACCUUCCCAUUGACCACCCUGCUUUGUCUAACUUUCCUCAAUAUUUCCUGUAAAGUUCCAAGUGCUAUAAUAUUUGCAUACAGUCUGAUGAGCAUCCUCUGAUAAACUCAUAUUUGGGGAAGCAUAGAAAUAUGACAGAAACAGAGCAUCAAAUUGAAAUAAAGCACUUUUCAGUUGGGAGUCAUUCUAAAAUUGAUUCUACCACAGAACUGAAAAACCCUUCAUUGAUUGAGGAAGCCUUUAAUUCUUACAAACCUACUUUCCCACCAUUGUAAAGCAUAGCUGGGAAUGAGUCCUCAGAUAGUUGCAUCUAAAGUUCUUAGCACUUCAUGUUAGGAGUCUCCAUUUGGUUGUGGCACACAGUAACAUGACCCAAUAUAUCAUGCCUAUUUCAUUGUCAGCUCUUUCACUGUGGGGAAAAUAUUGAUCACUUUAAAGCUUUCCAGAUCACUGACCUGAUUCCAAUUCCAGGGUUGCUUUGGACUCUGUUAAGGGGCAUUUCUAUUUCCUUUUUCCUGUCUGCUCAGAGGAACUUCUCAAAAUGCUAUACUACCAAUGAAGAACAGUAGAAAAGACAAGGAUGUGCCAAUUGCACAUUUCCUGGGCUCACAUAAUGGAGACAUUUGACUCAAACAAUCAAGCUUCUGGCAAGGAAAGAGAGCACAAUCUUUGAUUGCUCACUUGCUUCCAGUUAAGGCGUGGGAGAUGCUGAGGGACAGAGGUAAAUGGUGGGGGACUCCAAGGCAGCACAUCUUGUGACUUUCCAUGUGGAGCUCUGAGGAUCACUCAGGCUCUUCUUGUGCAACAAAGGAAGGGGUUUCUUUUACCUGAGGGUCUCUUUAUUACUGGGGUGCUUCACCUUAGCGUGAGAGCUAUUUCUCUGCGCAGAUCCCAGUAAAAAUGUCAUUUGGCUCCCAUUGGCAUAAUUAAAUCCUAGUUUGUAUUAGUUGAUAAAAUUUUCACCUGCUCCAGACUAAUAUCAAAGAUGAAGGGAAAGGCUAUUCUUUGCUUUUAACAGCCUUUCCACCUGCAAAGCAUGGGAUUGUGGUGUGGGGAAAACUAGGAUUUCCAAAUAACUCUUGAGAAAAAUGUCAUCUAUGACUGCAGACCUUGAUCAAAAGUUAAUGUGUAGAAAACAGAUUUAAACCCAAUUCAGUCACAAGGUAUAUAGACCUGUCUACCUUUCAUCCAUCUGUUGCUGGGAAUUAUUUGUAGUCAUCCAUUGAUCUGUGAAAGAGUCUUGGAGAAUCAAACAAUGUUAAUCCUUUAAUCCUUCCAUAGGAUUUGAACUUAGUGCUUCAAACGCUUAUGCUGCCUUCCAUAAUUCUAAGGUUGGCAUAGCUUUCAUAUUUUUGUAGAAGACCGGCUUUUUAUUGGUACUUGUUUCUCACAAGAAGGAUCAAAGUGCUCUUAUUGCCCCAGGUAUUUAACUGGUCAAGUACCCAUAUGUUUCGUGGCCUCAGAAUGGAUUGAUCACCAUCUAAUGCCAAAUUCUUGUCCAGUGUAGUCUGGAACAUUAUCUUGAUUAAAUGCUGAAGGCUGGGUCCAAUAGCAUUGUUUUAAAUCUUCUUAAAUCCUCUAAGUUUGUUUCAGUUUCAGAGGCAGCAAACCUUUUCAUGUGUAAACUGUGCCUAAUAGGCCAUGUUGGUUGAAUGUACCUGUUGCUAAAAUACUGAUCAAUUCUGAAAGAAAACAAUGCUUUAAUAAUAUAUCUCCAGCAUGCUAUUCCCCAGGUCUUGUCACAUUCAGCAAUGUUAUUGGUGCUUUCUACAUAUUCAUUUUAUUUAGUCUGUUCUGUACAUAAAAGAAAAAAUCCAUUUCUUUGAAAAUGAGAAACUUUUGUUCCUCACUCAUCUUGUGGGUUUUCUAACUCCUGUGGCUUAUUUCCUACUAUUUCUUCAUUGCCCUUGCAGUUAAAAAAACUAAUGAUAGUAGCCCUAAUUGUUGAACAGAUACCAUAUUGUAUGAAUUCUCCUCUGUUUGGCAAACCUACUACCUAUGUAAAGUUAGCAUUGUUUUACUGAAUGAUUGAUGAUAAUGAGUAGGAAGGUCAAAAAAAAUCUACCUUCUUGUACAAUCAGUUAUCUUAAUUUAUAAACUAGUCACACUACAACUAAGCUACUAGCAUGGGAACCAAAUAUUAUGACAUUUUACAAAAUGCAUAAUUAUGUUAUUCAUCUGGAAAAUAAAUCCAGUCAUAAGUUCUGGGCAAGCUAAUAGGGUUCAGCUACAUCUUGAGGGGAUGAAACACAUUGCAGUAAACCUGCAACCAGACUAGAAGUUGAUAACAUUGUUCACUGUACGUUAUUGUCAAGGACUUCUGGUUGGAAUAAAAUUGAGCGUCUCACUGUAAUUUUUUUGACAUAUCAUUAACUAUGAUCUUUCUAGUUAAUCAUUGCUACAAUAGUAUUCUCCAUUGAAAAUUUACUUUGGUUUAAAUCAGUAAUAAUAAAGACUGGUGAAACUUUUAAGUGGGAUUUAAAACACGUUUGGUGCUGAACAUCUAAUCAUAUUGCAUUGUUGAGGCAGAGUGACAUUAGUGACAUCUCAUUAGUUUUCCCCCUUUGCACCAAAUGGAUCAGAAUAAUGUGGUACUUUUUAAUUUAUGAUGCUAACAAUGUUAUCUCAUUUAGUUUUGAUUAUACUUCUGAUUGCUUUGCUGCAAGUUGAAGAACAUUACAUGUUUUUAACAAGCUUGUUCUUGCAUGAAAUUGUUUGUAUGUAACCUUCUUAAAGGAGAAUUAUAUGGUAGGGUUAAUACUAGAAAUAGUGAAUAAUUACUCCUAGGGAAAUAGCAAGUGUUUACAGUUAUUGCAAUAAUUUAGAGAUAGGCAAUCAUCCCCUCAUGUACACUACAUUUAAUCUCAAUCCUUCUACUAUUUAGUAAACGGUGGUAAAAAGGCUUGAAGGAGACAAUAGGUGCAAAUUUCAACAGCAGCAGAGAUGUAGUGGGUUGAAUAGCCUGUGCAAAAAACAGCUGAUUUACAACCCCACUGAAAUUAUAAAUUCUGUUAAAUUAGUCUGGUGAAGGUGUGAUGGUUUGUGCUUCUUUGUGAGAGGAGUUAAAGUUUUGUUUUAAGUAUGAAUACAAAAUGAAGAAGGUCCUGUUGAGUAAGCCCAUUUUAUAAAUAGUUAAGAUUACCUUGGCUCAGAGGCAACACCAGUUGCACAAUAGAUUCUUUUAAAAAUGAUAUUUUCUUUGUGUGCAUGCAAACACUUUGGGGGAGGACCAUGACACAUUGGCUAUUCGUUAUAACAUUUAAGUCUAGGAUGAAAUUCUCAACCUUCAUUUGUUAUGUCGGUGGCUCUGUAUGCCAACGGCUGCACCUUGGUUGGGGGGUGAUCGCAGUAAUUUGCAUUAGCUACAGGACUUGUAGUUAGGUUGGCUCCAAAUCUGAUCAGACUAUUAACUCCAGCAUCCCAGUGAAACAGAUGAGGCAGCCCUAAGCUGUUACUGGAGCAAACAAUCAAUGUUGUGAAUUCCAAAGAAGCUGUCUGUGUCCUGAAGUUGCUUGGAAAUAGAAACAUCAUUCACAUCCGCACUGCACUAAUCCCAGUAUAAGUCACACUCUUUGAGGAUGAUCCCACAUAAUGUCAAAAACAGGGGUUCAUUGAAGUACUGCUGAUUCAAUAUUGAGAAGGUGCAAGGCAUUAAAUAAUAAUCAAACGAAUGUUGAUUGAUUAUAAGAGGUUGCUUUGGCCCUAAAAUGGAAAGCUUGUGAGAUCCUUUAUUGCCUUACAGAAUAAUGCGUAUGUGGCUGGAUCAUUUAACAACAUUGUUGUCUUCAUAUUAAAGCUCAUGAUGUGUAGAACUAUUUAAUUACUAGUUACUAUUUAUGCGUUUUCUUCACCAAGCAAACAAGGUGAAUACAAAUGAAGAAGGGCGUCGUAGGCGUGAAAUUACACUCUAGGACACAGGUAUCAAAAUGAUUGAUGUGUGUGACUCACCAGCCUCUCGCAUCAGGAAAUUGCAGGUAUUUUUGGCUGUGAACUUGUUCAUCUUAAUGAAUUGGAGAUUAUGGGCAGAGCUUUCAUGUUCCCUGGGUCAAGAGAUGGAGCUAGAUCCAUUGCAUUAACAGGCAAAUCAUCCCUGAUAAGUUUGAAACCUCUCACUCUGCUAUUCAGUAUGUUACUGAACCAAAAGAACACAAUGGGGAUUUUCAGGCUAACACACAGCCUUCACAGGACAGUAUAUAGUUCAAAGUUUGCCUAACUACAUGGGGCUCUGUGAAAUCCCUCACAGUUUGUAUUCACUGACAACACAGUGCAGAUCUCAGAUAGAUUAUGCUGUUGUUUUUGAAGAAACUAAGUCAAAAAAGAUUGAUGUUUGGAAAUCACGUAAGGAUGCAACUUGAACACUCACUAAAUUAGUUGGCACUAUAUAGGAAUUUUAUGCAUGCAGUCUGACCAAGCUGCAAGGAAUUGUGUGGAAUUAGCCAUUAAUGUAACAAAGAAAUUCAUUUGAAAUUUAAGAGACCCAACAUGAAAAUUAUCUUUUAAAACCUGUCUUAUUUCUGGAUCUGGUGUUUUUACUCUGCAGUUCUUCCUAUGCCCUGGUUUCUGGCCUGUUAAAACAGCACUUCAGUCCCUCUUGCAGACCAACUGGGGCAUAUGUUUUGAAUCAGAACCGGUUCAAAUCAGAUCACUUCUGAUUUCAUUUUGUUCCCCCAGCCAAUCUGCUUAAUUGAAAUGAUUUCCAGCUGAUUCCAGUGACUUUUGUAGCUGGGAAAAUGUGACAUGGCUGUUUCAAAGAACAAGAAGUUGGAAAGUAGUGUUUGAACCAUCUGAUAUUUUCAAAUCUUAUCCCUUAGCUUAUAGUAUAGCAAGGUAGACACAGUCAGAACAUUCCUGUCAUUGUCAGUUUCAAUGAUAACAGAAGCACCUGGAACCUUAACACACUGAAGCUCUCAAGGUAAAUAAGUUUUGAAAUAAAGUCAGUAUGGUUGAGAGAAGGCUAAUUGUUUUGUAGAGAAGUACUGUGGAGUACCAAAUGUUGCCUAUUUCGAGAACAUUUUGGUACUUACUGAUGUAACAAUGAUGGUGAUGUGUUCAUGUUGUACAGAUGUGCUACCAUUUCACAAAAUAUGAGUGAAUUUGUUGGGGAGCAAAAAAAGUUUUUUUAAAAAAUGCGGAGUGAAAUUCAAACAACAAAGGGAGACCAUUUAAUGCAAAGGAACAUUCAGACCUGAGGCUGCCUGGUUGUUAUCAUUGGUUGUUUUUAGAACUUUUGUACUGCCUGAUUUGGAAGAAUUUCAUUUGGUGGCAAUGGCAAGAUGUGAACAAUAGAUGUUGGGAUAGUGUUGUGUCUUGGUCAUGUCCAUACUUGUCUUUUUUUCCCAGUUGCAUCACUUUAAUUUUCAUAAUGUCUGAAUUUCUAAGUUAGGCAGAGUUCUGUCCUAAGUGAAAGCUAGUGUAAGGGAUCAUGUGACAUUCUGUUUGAGAAUGGAGAGAAGUUGCAACAAAAUAAUCGGCUUUGUUGUAGUUUUGCUAACCUUCUAUAGUUUAAUAUUUCUUCAGUGAAUGUUAAACAUACGUGGCCUAUUUAAAAUCUCAUUCCUCUGCCCAACCUUAGAAUUAUUUGGUUCCUUUCAAAGUGUGAGAAUAAAAUUGGUGUUCCCCAGUAAUGGGGAAUGGGUAAUCGAUCAUUAGCAGACAGUUUUACACUGUGCCUGAACUUUUUUCCAUUGGCUUCAAAAGCAAAAGAAAAUUAGAUGUAGUGUAAAACUAUCAAUUUGUUCAGUUUCACAUGGCUGGCAAAGACCAAUUUCACUCUGGUGUUCUUGCCUGACUGGUCACUUGUGAUAAGGAGUGCCAUGUUCUAAUAACCCAGUAGAUUGCAGUUGGAUUUACUGCUGAUGAUAGGCUGUUACUGCCAUGAUGAAAAUUUGUACUUACACCUUGGAAAGUGCUCACCUCUCUGCUCAUUUAUCACCACAUUCACAGGAAUUGCAGAAAAUACUCAAUAACUCAGGCAACGCAGCCUAGAAAGAAAGAAGGUUAAUUUCAGGUCACUCACCUUCCAUCAGAAGAGUUCCAGCAUUUUCUGUUUCCCUUUCAAAUUUCCAGUCCCUUGGUAUUUACUUUUGUAUGUUAGGUUACACGUCCUGACUAUAAAUUGCUGAACUAAAACUAGCCCCAUAAUGGUGAUGUUUUGAUGCUGUGUCCUUGGUGGGAAGCUUCAUCUGGUAGGAGUACAUUUCAACAUUCUGGAGGGUACUAUGGAUGAAUUUUCACCCACUUGUUCAAAUGGCCUUAAAGUGAUGUGCACACCCACCCAAAUUUUUCGGUGUGUACUUCCAACAGCAGGGCUCACUGACAGAUGUAUGCCAUUCAAAACAAAAUUGUUUAGAAAAUGUAGUAGUACGCUACAGCAGAUUUUCCCUUUUCAGUCAGUACUGAAAAGAGGACUUCCAACUUGCUGGAAACUUAAUUGCAGCUAUCAAUCAUUUCCCAUCUAUUAAUCCGUUCCCAUUGUCCUGUACCUUCAUAACUAGUUAAGGUAACAUAAUAUUUUUCAAAGGGUGCUGUAGCAUUUCAGCGACACUGAAGUCCGAGUGUGGAAGGAGUGUACUUUUUAAAUGUGGAUUUGUCAAUAGAGUUUGGAAUGCCACCUUUUGAUUUGGUGCGAGCCACAGUAUGAGCAUGCUCGAGUAUUACUUGGUGAACAAACCUGUGUGGGGAGAAAGUGGUUGAGGGCAGUUUCAGUAACAGGGUCACAUCAGUGUCACCCCAGUGGCUAACAUAUUCAUAUUUGCCGAUCUCAUUCAAAUUGCCUUCUGCUGCAAUGAAGUGUUUUUGAGAAGUUAGUGAUUUUUUUUCAAGUUUUAUUCCUGAAAGAAUUUCGAAUUAUAGUUGUGAAUUAUUUGAAAGGAGCUAAGCACACCAGCAUAAACUGGAAUUAGGUAGUGUUCCAAUUGUAUCCAAUUUAGAUUUUUUAAACUUGCAAGUUAACGUAGUUAAUUUCUGUUCAUUUUAGUGAGGUUGUUCUGUGAUUAUUAGAAACUUAAAUAUAUGAUGCAUUAGAAGCAACAAUUGUGCAGAACAACUCUUUGCAGUUACAUGUUAACUUGCAGCAAUAUAUAGGUAAAAAGUAGUUUCUUGGAAUAAAAUUUAAUAAGAUUUUGAAUGUUUUGACAGUAAAAUGCUUUAAUCUUACUGUGGUGCUGUAAUGUAAGCAGUGGAGAAUCCACUUGAUCAGUAUUCAUAAAACAUCUUAAUGACAGAUGUUCUUGUGUACAUGUGUUUACAGAGAUUGUUCUGUGUCAUGAUUAGUUUGUCUGUUGUUUGCACAGUAUUGCACAAAUAGUGACUGCUUUGACCACAAAUGGAUCAUGGCAUUAAUGGAAUACAGCAGCGGACAGGAAGGUUAGUUACCCUGCUAAAAGGACAGCUAGUCACUGCAUUGUAUAUUAAGGCUCUGUUUUACUCACCACUCAGUAAUAUUGAUUGGACAUCCUCUGACUAACAGCCACUGACUCUCAGCUAAUUGAGUAAAAUUGAAGCUGACUGGUGGUUGUUGACAAGGAAUGGGCUUAUAGCUCCUUCAUCAUCACUAUUUUUCUAUUGCAUGUCCACAUCAGCAAAGUCCUGUGGAACUGCAGAUAUUUGUACUUGACCAAUGUAAAUAACUGUAGAGUGGAUAUUAAACAGAAAACCUAUUGUUAAAAUAAAUUUAGAAACCAACUACCUUGAGAUUUUACUUGUUCCGUCUCUGAUGUCAAGAGGCGUGAGUUUGGUAUGUUUUUGUAUUGUUUGUUCAUGAGGCAUAAGUCUCAUGUUUAUAAUAUCUUGCGUACUAGCUUAACCUCAAAUUAUCUUUCUCCCAUGUGAACGAAUGAUUCAGAAACGCCUUCCAAUAGUUAACACUUUGCAGAUGGUCAGGGCCCAUUCUAUCAAGACUGAGAUAAGGAUGCCUAUCGGCAGCGUAAGUUGUUAUUGAAUAUCAGCUGAGUUGAAUCUCAGUUGAUUCCAAAUUAGCAACCAAAGCAACGCUAGCCAAGCCUUUCACUAUGGUGUCACCAUUUAUAUUAGCUCUGAUUUCCCUGCAUCUUCAGUCUCCAGUUUCAUUUGGGGCAGUUCAAAUCAAGAAAUGUUGCUUCAUAUAAAUCUCAUUCCAGGUGUAAUUUUAUUUUUUGUAUGGAAAACUGAGAAUUCCUGUUCAUAAACUUAUCCACGUUGUUACUUCUCUCCAGAUUUCAUUCUUUCAGAAAUAUCCAAUCUGCUCUGAGCACAGAUGGAUGAGCUGUGAUACAUCUUGAAAAGGUUCCAACUGAAUGGAACUGGGGUUAUUUGUAUUUCUUACUUACUAAUUCUUUUGCAAAUUGCCUCCCCUGCAGACUUUUUUUUGUUGCAAUCUAUUAAUCCCUCACUAAAAUGUACAGGAUGUCAGCCCUUCAAUACUGGAGUAAACAUUCUUAAUAAGCAAGAGCCAUCUUUAAGACCACAAGGCUAAAUUAUGCCAAGUUAAUCCAAUAACCAAGUUAGUAUAAAACUGGUCACUUGAUUGGAUGCAAUCCAACUGGGUCACUUGGCUUAACUGGUCUGUGCAGUUGUUAAUACUCCACAGAAGUGGCAUAUUUUGAAUAUAAAGGAUAGGUGUCACACUGUCAGGUUAAGCUCUGUAAUAUAUCAUUUUCCCAAAACUCUUCCGAUCACAAGGAGAGCUGCUAACUUGUAAUAGUGUAUAUUACUUUCUUAAAAACUAUUCCAAUCACAAGGAGGACUGCUAACUUUUAAUAGUGUAGACUGAUGAUGGUGAGGAACACAGCAUUAAAGAAAAUAAAAUAAUUCUUAUUUUGUGAUUGAGCUAUUAAAAUGCAGGUGUUAUUACAUUGCUGGUUUUAUCCAUAGUAUUGUGACACAGGAAGCAAUCAUUACUGAAUAAUCCUUCACAUCAAAAGAUUCUGUUCUCUUUUGCAAAAGAAAUUAACUAACAAUUGGUGUCAAUUAAGAAAGCAGUCACUAUUUGUUAUGAUAUAAUAUACUCUUGGGCUAGAAAUGCAGGGGAAGGAUAUCAAAAUACUGGUGACUUUCGAUCUAAGGAAAACCUGCAUGACAUCUUUGAGAAACAUUUUGUGCAUUGGUCUUUGGUGUUGUUUAUUGAAUGUUUGAAUUGCAAAGGCUGCAAUAAUUAUAGAUGGAUAAUUAUCUAUAAGGAACACUUGUGUCUGGAUGAAUAUAAUUGCUUUGGGAUUUUAAUUUCAAUCGGUGCUUUCUUCCUAUACUCUGUCACUAGAUUUUUGCUGAUAGUGGCUUUAACAAUUAUUACUAAAAGAAACUGUUAUGAUGACAGAAAUGAGAUGUUCUUUUAAAGAACAUGUUUUAAAACAUGCCCCUCAAAAUGCAAAUGUGAUAUUUUAAUAGUGUACAACACUUUUUAUUUAGUGCUUUUUGUUUACUGCUUUCAAUCCAUUUUAAGUGCCUUUGUAUCACUUAUCAUUGACACAUAUGUUAAAAAUCAAAGUUGUUUAUUUUUUAAACUGUGGGGAGUUCUGUCAAUUGGCACUCCAACUGGGGAGCACCUCAUAAAGAGAGCCAGCCUUAAAACAAAUAACUGGCUCAGCAUCAGCAACAUCCCAGGGUAAAUUUUAGGUAGCACAAAGCCACCCUUUUAGAGUUCAUGGAGGGCAAAUAACCAGGAGUUAAGCUUCACAUUUCACUCUGUGCGCUUUUUGGACUGGGAAAACGAUUUCUAUGUUCACUAUUUGUUCCAAAAAAAAAUUGAAUUAGGAACCAUACUGUGAAGAAUAUGUACACUUCUCAUGAGAUUUAACACUUCUUAUAAGCAUUUUCUUAAAUAGUAUUCUGUUUUAAGUGGUGUGCUAUUACAGCAGUGCUUGAUGACUGAUGAAGAGCAGGUACUUUACAAUUAGAAUAGUCCACCAUAUUGGACAACUUCAGUAUCAGUUUUAUUUGUGAUGUAUGAAAGCACUGGACACCCAAGAUUAAAUCUGCUUAAUAAAAAAAUUGCUGAGAUUUAUUCUUAAUGGACCUUUUGUAUAUUUUUUAAAGUAAUUUUCUGGAUCAUCACCUACGCAAUAAACAUGGUGGCAUACAGCAGUCCCAAAAUAUUAAUUAAAAUGUUCCUGCUGAUUCCUGUGGUACACAGAUUCUCAAGAACCACCGUUACGUGUUUAGUUUUGUAAAGGGAAGGGUGUGGAAAAAUAAUGCAAGAGUUUAACUUUUUGUUACUGUUUUGAUACCAGCACUAAAUGACUGGACAGGGGGCUAAGAUUUGGCCUGACAAUAGUAGGUACUCACUAAAUCUUAAACUUGUCAUCCGCUGCUGGAAGAUAUGAAGGCCACACAUUGAUAAGGUUUGAAACCACAACCACAAGGCUGGAAUGUUUUUCAGAAAAAUCUUAACCAGCAACAAUGACAAGUCAUUCUGAGAUUUAAGCCUUUACCAGAAGUUGGAAUAUUGUUCACAAGUAAAUGGCUACAGUUUUUUGCCUGACAAGAAAUGUGGCAAUUACUUCUUUCUUUAAUGAGGGUUUGCUUUGAAACAGUCACUGAUCUAGUCCAAGAGUAUACUUUAAAGCUAGACUUUUGUUUCCUUAAUUAUAAUGAACAUUAAACAUGACAAGCAAAAGCUUUCUAAGGAAUGAUGGAAUAGAAGAGCUUGGUUGAAACCAGUGCUAUCUCUCUGUAAAUGUGAGAAAGUGCACAUGCUUUUGUUUGCUCGUCUUAAGCUGAAACUGAAAAUUUAUGUACUGUAAGUAAAAUUAAUUCAUGUUUCAAACAAAAGACAGUAUAUUUUGUACUUUGUAACGUGUUAAUUAAAAAUAGAAAAAAUUUUAAAAAGGCCAAUAUGUGUGCUUUUGUACUUGGAACAAUGUGUUUAUCUUGCUGCUUUUUUGUGAUUAUAGG